This is a messenger RNA of Anguilla rostrata (American eel), 1784 nucleotides long. Its product is annotated as tetraspanin-8-like. The record is from RefSeq and is a predicted model, not a curated record. Gene Ontology annotation, cellular component: plasma membrane. NCBI's taxonomy places the organism in Eukaryota, Metazoa, Chordata, Actinopteri, Anguilliformes, Anguillidae. Bases 386 to 1072 code for a protein of 228 amino acids. The transcript is spliced from 8 exons.
CAAUGCAGUGUCUGUGAGACCACACUUGUGCCUGCAGAGCAAACAGAAGCCAUUAAUGCAAGCUCCCACAGGCACGUAGCAGUACAUACUUUCCUGCGUGACAAAGUUGUUUUCUACCUCUGGCUCCAGAUAGAGCAAAAAAAAAAAAAAAAAAACCCCCUCCGUAACCCUGUUUAGCCUGAGCCUGUAAGCAAAACUGAUCUGGGAACAGCCCUUGGGGAACCACACCCACCAGCUCUGAAAGGCGGCGUAGGAGGCAGCUCUCCGCAGCUCUCUCGCUCCUCAGUCUCUGGCGGAGAGGCAGUUUGCGCUACACACUCGGACGCACACCACCACCGCCUGCUUAACUCUCCCAGAACCGAGUCACACGACAACCACCGCAACCAUGGCCGUCAGCAAAUGCAUCAAGUACUGCCUUUUCUUCUUUAAUUUACUCUUCUGGAUCAGCGGAUGCAUCAUCCUCGGUGUGUCCAUUUAUCUGAAAGUGGACAAGGAUUCAUCCAAGAUCGUCGGUGGGUCCCUCCCGGGGGUCGACCUGCUGAUCGCCAUCGGCGUGAUCAUCAUGGUGCUCGGCUUCCUCGGGUGCUGCGGCGCCAUCAAAGAGAACAAGUGCAUGCUAAUGCUGUUCUUCAUCGGGCUGCUGCUGAUCUUCAUCCUGCUGCUGGCAGCCGGCAUCCUGGGGGCCGUGGGCGAGGACAAGUCCACGGAUUUUAUCAAAGAGCAGCUGAAUAAUCUGGUCCCUCUGGCCGACCAGCCAGAGAGCACACAGACGGACAUCCAGGCCCUGGAGGUGGAGGGCAAGUGCUGCGGGCUGAUCAAAGGCCCCGAGGACUGGGGCAGCCAGGUGCCCUCCUCCUGCAACUGCAACGACACGACGGCGGCGUGCACCACCGUCGGAGGCAAGAAGGUCUACAGCACGCCGUGUGCUGAGUUUGUGACCACCUUGUUAAAGAAGAACCUGACCGUGGCUCUUGGAAUAGCUUUCGGUAUUGCAGUCCUGAUGCUGUUUGGAAUGAUCUUCUCCAUGGUCCUGUACUGCCAGAUCGGCAAGGCAGAGACCAGCACCGCCUAACGGAGAGGACGGCCGGACGCUCUAAGGAACACGCGUGCGUUUCAGGAAGGUGAUCGAGAACAACCGACGAAUGACAGGUGUUAUCGUUGUGUCCCACGUUGUUUAGUUAUAGUGGAUAUCCUUGUUUUGUGCUCUGAUGCAUGUGCCUGUAAAAACCCAGCUCCAGGCUGGCUGAGCGAGGGGGGCGGUGGGAAGGGGAGGGGCGGGGAGGGCGGGCGGGGCGGGCGGGCGGGCGGGGUGGGCGGGGUAGGGUGGUAACCAUGAAACUGUGUGCUUGUGUCUUUAGUCUCGUACAGUGCGGCCGUGGGUCCUAUUUUUACCUGUAUUUUAUGGUCACACAGAUUGGGGGGGUUUUUUUUUUUUUUUUGUGCAGAUGUUGCUUUUCUGUGUGUCUCUGUCUUGACAUUUGAGUGGGACAAAAAUAGUUAAUUUUAUAUAAGAACUAUAUGAAAGCCACACAGUACAUCACUUUGUGUAAAUGCACUGCAUAUUUAAUACGGUUGUCUUGGGCGUAUACAUUGUAAAGAAAAGGUCAUAUUUUCUGGUAAGUGUCUCGGCACUGAAAUCUCACUCGCUGUGGUCAGUAUGCAUUUAGUCUUCAGCACGUCCUGUCUAAGUGCAAUAAAUUUAUCCGCAGUUGUCUUAUUCAUUAGACCGGAGGGGAGGGGGGAUGUGUAAUAAAAAAUUCUAAUAAAGGAUGAUUUUAAAUGUG